UGUUUCUCCUGAGUUGUCAAAUAGUUUGCACAGCUUUAACCUUGUGAAAUCUUGACAAAAUGGGAAGCUUUAUCGGGCAUGCAGUUCCUGGAAUCAUGUUCUUCUUGGCAUCAAUUUGGUGGCUGAUAGGAGCUUUGCGUCGGACUUUUUGGUAUCAUAAAUCCUUCCAACGCCAGCCACUACUACAAAGACGUCAAAACAACACCACUAAUUUGCCUCAGCAUCGAGCAGUCUUUAGCCUGAACCGAGGGCGUACCGCAAAGAUCCCUUUUGAGCCAAUAGCUAAAAUUGGUUUAUGUGUAAUUGGAGUGCUUGGAGAGUUGCUAUACGAAAAACAGUGGGUUCUAAUUCAUAACGGUUUUGUAGACAAACAUCUCAAUAAUUAUGCGCACGCGUCAAUGUAUUGCAUGUUUGGACUGUCUGGAGUAGUAGAUCUACUGAUGUAUUAUCGUGUGGCACCUCUUCCAACAGGCGUGGAUCACCUUUUUCUUGCUCUUGCCUUUUUUGUGGAAGGAAUGCUAUUUUACUUCCACCUCGACGGCCGUCCAGAGAUUAGCGUCCGCGUCCAUACUUUCCUAUACAUGACAAGUUUUAUUACUUGUCUUAUUUUGUUGGCAGAGAUGAAAGCAACCCGCGCUCUCAUUCACACUUUUUCCCGCGCGUUUCUCACGUCUCUUCAAGGAACAUGGUUUUUUCAAGUAGCGUUUGUCUUACAUGGGUUUGAGCGAUGGGAAAACAGCCGGGCGAACAUCGAAUUUAUUGCUAUUGCCUUCGUUUGGCAUGUCCUUAUUCUUGCAAGCCUGUAUCUCGUCAUAUUUGUGGUUUCUUACCGAGUAUACUGCAUGAAAACUUCACAAGGACCACAAGAGAUCAAUGAAGACGAAGCCACUGAUGAUGAAUUUGAAUAAAACUUACUAUUUUCAAAAGGCGGCUUAUUUCUCCAUUGUGAGCAGUUAUUGCAUAGUAACAAUUCUAUAUUCGUAACAAUAAAUAGAUAUUUUAAUAAGAAGGAUAAGUUUCAGUAAAUUUUACAAAAUUAAGUUGUUUUUAAGUGGUCAAUUGCGAUGCGAUUACUGGAUGGUACGUAAUGCAACCGUUAUAUGGAUAAACAUUUACUCGUGCAGAAAUUAAUUAUUCAUUUUAUUGUUAAAACUGGUGUUAUAUCUUAAUAGGUUUAAUCAUUAUUUACACUUUAGUCUUUUACUAGCUUUGUUAGCGUUUAGAUAGCAGUGUUUUACUUCGCUUAUAAGUGCAGGUCUAGAAAUGAACAUGGCCACAGUAAUUGUUGAAGACUUAUUUUCGAAAAACAUCAGUAUAACUAAAUGUUAUUGAAUUAUACAAUAAAAUAACAUGGAUAUUCAUGUUUUUCAUGGUAUCCCUCAAUGCAACAGAUAGUGUUAUUAAGUGAAUUAUAAAAGUCGAAUAAACACAAAAGA
Messenger RNA from Exaiptasia diaphana, 1436 nucleotides. RefSeq names its product transmembrane protein 45B-like. The transcript has a single exon. The coding region runs from base 60 to 908 and encodes 282 amino acids. NCBI's taxonomy places the organism in Eukaryota, Metazoa, Cnidaria, Anthozoa, Actiniaria, Aiptasiidae. The record is from RefSeq and is a predicted model, not a curated record.